UCCUACUUGCGCACUACCCCACAGUACGUCACUCAUUCAAGAUGCCAUCCCAUCUCUCACCGGUGCUGUUCGAUUCAUCAGCUGCUCGUAUCAGCAUCUUUCAAAUGUCGAACUCACUAGGCACUGGAUUGUUGGAUGACUACAUCGGACUCGUAGUGAAUCAGAAGCUUCGAACUGAAUUAUUCGUCUUGUCGUUUUUGCUCAAGGACCAAGUCUAUCCUGCUGAUCUUUGGGAGCUAGUUGGGGAGCGCAGUAUAGAAGCGAAGCAGGAAGAAACAUUGCGAUUGCAUCAGAGCUCCUGUACUGGUGGAGAUGACGGAAGUCAUGCAAUUGUGGAACGACUUCUGAUAGAAGAAAGGAAGAAACGGUGUCAAAUAGAGGUGUCUUUGUACAGCCAGGCUAUCGAACGCCUCGAGCAAUAUCGGACGCCAUUAACGCACGUCAACGAUCCGGCCAAACGUGAGAUUAUGACACCCUCAGCAAUGUCGAAGAAAGAGGUCGCACCUUUGACCUGUUCGAUAGCUACGCAAGAGAUGUGCGAAGAUUGGCUAAUGAGGAACGAAGCCCACCUCAUACCAGCUGCAGAACCCUUCAUUGAAAAUUAUUCACCUUUGGACGGCUCUACUGUGUCAAUACUGGAUCAGUUAACCACCGCACAGGAAGAAAAAUCAAAAUCCGCCAUUUUGAACCACAUCACCCCCUCGUUACCUCUGUUGAGCACGUGGGUCACCGCUAGAGCCCAAGAAGCCUUAUAUGUGGCAUUCAAAAUAGAACUAGCCAGUCAGGCGGAGCUGAUGGCAAGGUCAUUUGCCAACAAGCGUGACAGCGCUUAUAUGCGCCCUCUUGAGCGCGAUUUGUUCACCUUGCAAGCAAAGAUGCGCCGAGCCGAGGCCGAGAUAGAAUUGUAUACGCUUGCGAUUGAAAAUACCCAUGAAUUCAAUUUCUCUGACAACAGUUCAUCGACGUCCUCUGAUCAAAGUAUUCCGCUGUCUCUGUCCAAGGAAGUAUAUCGUCGCCAGGAGGACGACGUCGACGAUGAUACGGACGAGGACUACCAAUUUUGGUAAUGUAGGUUUUCAUGUAACGGUCCAUCCUGUGAAGGUACAUAUUAAUGUUAGUUGCUACUAAUCGAAAGGUCGGAGACCUCUGAACUUACCUGCAGGUUGGUGAAAACUUAGACUUGG
Molecule: messenger RNA, 1184 nt
Organism: Suillus subaureus
Lineage: Eukaryota; Fungi; Basidiomycota; Agaricomycetes; Boletales; Suillaceae
Exons: 5
Coding region: 42-1067 (341 amino acids)
Source: RefSeq, a predicted model, not a curated record